This is a messenger RNA of Seriola aureovittata, 3827 nucleotides long. RefSeq names its product bestrophin 1 (gene best1). The coding region runs from base 26 to 2203 and encodes 725 amino acids. Gene Ontology annotation, molecular function: chloride channel activity. NCBI's taxonomy places the organism in Eukaryota, Metazoa, Chordata, Actinopteri, Carangiformes, Carangidae. The transcript is spliced from 9 exons. The record is from RefSeq and is a predicted model, not a curated record.
ACGAAGCGCAGCAGCAGGAGCAGCAAUGACAGUAACGUACUCCCGCAGGGUUGCUGAUGCAGGUCUGGGAACCUUCUUUCACCUGCUCCUGCGAUGGAAAGGCAGCAUUUAUAAACUUCUCUACAGAGAGCUCAUCAUCUUCACUCUGCUCUACUACUUCUUCAGUAUUGUUUAUAGGUUUGUGUUCAAUGAUGACCAGAAGAGGCUGUUUGAGAGGCUGUCCAUAUACUGUGACCGCUAUGCAGAGCUCAUCCCAGUGUCCUUUGUGCUGGGUUUCUACGUGACCUUGGUUGUGUCCCGUUGGUGGGGCCAGUUUGAGAAUGUCCCCUGGCCGGACCGCCUGGCAGCAUUAGUGGGUGGUCAUGUUCGUGGGGCUGACGAGGCGUCCAGGCUGACCCGCCGAACUCUGAUGAGAUACGCCAACCUGUCUGGUGUGCUCAUCUACCGCUCUGUCAGCACAGCCGUCUACAAGAGGUUCCCCACCAUGGAGCACCUGGUGCAGGCAGGUUUGAUGACAUCAGAAGAGCUGAGGCACCUGGAGGACUUACCCUCUCCUCAUAACAAGUUCUGGGUCCCGUGCAUGUGGUUCGUCAGUCUGGCUCUGAGAGCUCGGACUGAGGGUCGCAUCAACAAUGACGUGGCGCUCACAGCCAUUCUCACUGAGUUGAAUAGUUUACGGGCAAAGUGUAUGAAGCUGUACGGUUAUGACUGGAUCAGCCUGCCUCUUGUCUAUACUCAGGUGGUGACAGUUGCUGUCUACAGCUUUUUCCUGGCUUGUCUGAUUGGUCGUCAGUUCUUGGAUCCAGCUAAGGGUUACCCGGGUCAUGAUCUGGACUUCUACCUGCCUGUGUUCACCCUGUUGCAGUUUUUCUUCUACGUUGGUUGGCUGAAGGUGGCUGAGCAACUCAUAAACCCUUUUGGUGAAGACGAUGAUGACUUUGAGACCAAUUGGCUUGUUGAUCGCAAUUUACAGGUGUCCUUGUUGUCUGUGGAUGAGAUGUACGAUAGCCUGCCGCUGGUUGAGAGGGAUAUGUACUGGAAUGAGUCUGAGCCUCAGCCUCCCUACACUGCUGCCAGUGCCGAACACCGCAAACCCUCCUUCAUGGGCUCAGCCCUGGAUAUCAGUGUUCCUAAGGAGGAGAUGGAGUUUCAGUCCAAUCUGGAGCAGAUCAAAGAACAUGAAGAAGCCAAUUACUCCACCCCACUGCUGGGAGGGCUGGGUCGUCUUCUUGGUGUCCAGUCCCCUAACUUUCCUCGCUCCUCCCGGGUCUCUCUGCUGCGCCGCCGUCCUGGAGCUCCACUAAGUCGCUUCCCUCUUUACCUGCACCCAGAGGCUCCAUCAACUCUGGGUCAAGUUCGCCAGCCUUUGAACCAUGAGCGAGAUCCAGACUACGCCUUCUCCACCAUGCCCUUGUACGAGAGACCAGGUUUCUACAGCUGCCCACAAACACCCAUCCACUGCGUGCCCCCUGCAGUGCCCCGCCCUCGACCCGCCCGGAGAGCCCAGAAUGAAUGGGAUCGCAGCUGCAGCUCCCUCGCCCCUCCAACGGUGGGCUCACAGCUGCUGCCUCCUGACACCCCAAACCAUGUCCCCCCACCGCCAUCCUCUGCUUUCCCCUGGCUGAGUGAGGAUGGGGAGAUGCAGAGUGCCCCUACCUUCUCCUUCCCUGACCCUCUACCUGAACUCUGCCCAAUAUCUAAACUCAGACCAGGACACGGCCUGCUGUCUCGCCGGCCUCCCCCUCCUCGCCUUACUCUGGACAACCUCCCCUCAGCCGACAGCCAGCCUGGACCCCCGAGUGCUCGAGCCGCAGGAAGCGGAGGAGAAAGGGUGUUCUCGUUCACUCCUCCCUCUCGAACAGCCGCAGCAAAUCCCAGUAAUCCCAACAGCAGCUCUAGCAGCAUUAAUGCAACAAGCACCAACGGCGCUGGCACGACGGGAACUCUCUGCAACGGUACAAGUCACAGUAAUUUUAGUAACCAUGGGAACUUCAGCGCCAACAUGAGGGCAAGCAACGGGGGCACCAACGGCGGGCUGAGCAGUAACAUGAACACAGUUUCCACUUCAGCGUCAUCGCAACAAGAAACCAAUCAGCAAAACUCCCCCAAUGAUUCAGGAAUCUCACUGGCUGAGGGGGACCUGCUGGGCGUCUUGGUGGAUGGUGGGGUGAACAAGGCGGCAGGAGGCAGGGAACAAGAUUGACACACUGUUUUUAUACCACGUGUGGCAUUCAAAAUAUUUCUCACACACACACAUACACACACACAGGUACUGACCUAUCUUACAUCUGAAAGGCAUUACAUCAUCUAAAGCCAUACACACAAUUGAAAAGGAUUUGUUGCAAACACUGAGUUAAUCUCUUACUUCCUGACAAACUCUUCCAGAAGAAUUAACCUACUUGUAAUGCAAAAAGCACCUUAUGAGAUUUAACCGUCAACAUGUGAAGGAAGAAUAAUAAAUACUUUACAGUUUCUGCUGAGACUCAAAUGAAAAGAGGCCAAAAUGUGUAUAUUCUUAAACUCUAGAAGUCUUAGCAGUUUCCAUCAGUGUACUCUUAAUAAAUAUUACUUAUCACAUUAUGCUUCUUUUGUCAUUUUAACAAGAAUUUUUUCAAUAAAAAAUUUAAACCUGCAAAUAAUUUGUAUAGUACUUUAUUUUCUUAUUAUUCAAGGAUACUGUAUAAUUCACACCAACAUAUAUUCAUAAAACAUUAUAUAAAGCAUCUGCAGAGAGAGGCAAUCUGUCCAACAACGAAAUAGCUGAGGAAACAUUUGUAUGGCUUUCACCUGCUUAUCUACAUCAGUGUGCCCAGAUAACAUUAGAAUUGAUUUAAAGAAAUUACUGUACGGUCGCCUUACUGAGUCGCCACCUGCAGUUAACCCACAAAACAUGAGCAAUUCACCUCAUACAACUGGCGCAUUUAAAGGAGCCACUCUAUUUCAUGGGUACACUCACUGACAGGCAGUUUGACAUGAAUACGAUGUGCAUAUACUAUAUAUGGAGGGUUAAGUGUGCCAUCUUAAAGUGGCAUUUUCAAAGAUUUUCAUUUAAAUAAGUGUCUUUUAAGUCACUGUCGCAGAAUGAGGUAACACAAUGGCGACUGACCCUAUGAUCCAAUGAUGACAUUAUAUACUGUAGAAGUCCUUGCAUUUUAGUUUUAUGAACUGGGAGUCUGGUAUGACUCGCAAAAUCACAAGGAACACGAGUCACUAACACAGAGUUAGUGAUACAAGUAGAUGUCACCAAACAUAAGAAAGAGACCAAUACUUUAAUUUCUAACCUCUGUAAUUCAUAACCUCAGUCAAUUAUCAAUUUGGUGAUUUGUUUUGAAUGUAUCAGUAAAAAAAAAAAAAACAACAAAGAGGGACAUCGAACAUGAAUUUAAAUGAAACUUACAAAAGAACGUACAAAUUAGUUAAAUUAUAAAUAAAUGGGCCAAUAAAUUCAUUAUAUUAUAUUAUUAAUCAUAUUGUUUUUAAAUUAUGGACUAUUCUAUUUACUAAUGUGUCAUCCAAAUUACUUGUUUUUGCUUUGCUCUUUAGUUUAAUUUCAUUCUGUUUAAAGACAUGCAACCACUGUACCAGGACUUAAAAUUAGGGAUCCAAAACACAGAGCAGCAGCUGUCUGUAACAGGAAUGAUAUAUGUUGUACAUAAAGUGAUUCUACAGCAAUGCUUCCCAAUGUUCGUAAAAACAGAGGCAUGGCCUUUGUGUGGACAGGAAUUGUUAACAGUUAAACCAAAGAGCAAUUGUUCUUUCUAGGGCCAUUUCAAGAGAGGUAAAAGUAUCUAGCAUUCACAACAAAAAAAAAAAAAAAAGAUAAAAAG